AGCCAAAAGUUGGAUGGCCUUGAUAAUAAUGACGGAAUUCUCCUCAUUGCCACUACUAACCACCUUGAACGACUUGACAAUAGCGUAGCUAAUCGACCCAGCCGCUUCGACCGCAAGUACCUGUUUGACGAUCCUGAUGAGGUAGAACGACGACUCUAUUGUCAAUAUUGGCAGAACAAACUCAAGAACAAUCAUAAAAUCCCAUUCCCGGACAGCCUCGUAGAUGAGGUAGCAGAGCAAAGUGACACCCUCUCAUUCGCCUACAUCAAGGAGGCUUUCGUCUCUACUCUCGUUUUGAUGGCUGGGGACCCAGAGCUGGACUUUGCAGCAACAUUGAAAGCACAAGUAAAGGAGCUCAAGGAUCAGGUCAGAGAUCACCCUCCUUCCGUCGCCGUCAAGGAUAUGUCAGUUCCCCCUGCUGAUAUUGGAGGACCGUCUGAGAUGACUUCGACCCGUGAGCUCUUACAAAAGCUUAUGGGAGGAGAUGUGCCCCGAGGAAUGAGUAGUAAGAGUAUCUUACCCUCUGCAAAUAUUGGUCUGCGUAGAUGGAUAUAA
Molecule: messenger RNA, 555 nt
Organism: Acaulospora colombiana
Lineage: Eukaryota; Fungi; Glomeromycota; Glomeromycetes; Diversisporales; Acaulosporaceae
Source: the annotation of a GenBank genome assembly